This is a messenger RNA of Rhizoctonia solani, 1857 nucleotides long. Its product is annotated as GPI-anchored domain-containing protein. Gene Ontology annotation, biological process: protein localization to plasma membrane; GPI anchor biosynthetic process. Gene Ontology annotation, cellular component: endoplasmic reticulum; membrane. Lineage: Eukaryota; Fungi; Basidiomycota; Agaricomycetes; Cantharellales; Ceratobasidiaceae. The record is from RefSeq and is a predicted model, not a curated record. Gene Ontology annotation, molecular function: glucosaminyl-phosphatidylinositol O-acyltransferase activity. The transcript is spliced from 8 exons. Bases 1 to 1857 code for a protein of 618 amino acids.
AUGACCACCUACAAACAAGAAAAAGAAGACUUUGUCUCUGGUAAUAAUGGCUCGACUGUCUAUCACAUUAAUGCAAUAUCCACUGUCGCAUUGGCAUCUGUUGCUCUAUAUUUCACUCUGCAAUCCCGAGUUGCCUUCCCGUCACGUCUGUCUACUGGCUCUGGGAGCCGUCUUAUGGAACUCUCAGCGGAAUAUCUCUUGCUUAUUGUUCCACUCGUACUUAGUCUCACACUUUUCGCGAAUCAUCCUCUUUCUCUGACCUUCCUGUUGCUGUUACCCGCCUUUGCGAUCCACCGAGCACUCCCACCGUUGCCUUCGCCAGCCCAAGGUUCUUUACUUCCACCUCCGUCUCCAUCUGUAACCCGCUCUCCUUCGCCAUCCCCUACUCCCACUCGUACCGAACAUUCUUCCAUAUACGUAACUCCUACUCCGAACCUGACGCCAACUCCCCGUCAAUCGGCGUUUCCAAAGGCACCAACUUCCAACACCAUCCAUGUCCCGCCCCUUCCGGCACUCACGACAUACAGGGCACACAUGAUGCUAAUGACCAUUAUCGCUAUCCUUGCUGUCGACUUUCCUGUUUUCCCCCGAGCACUAAGCAAGUGCGAAUCACGGGGUGUCUCUGUGAUGGACCUUGGAGUAGGCUCGUUUGUAUUUUCCCAGGGCGUUGUGUCUGCUGUUCCUGUUAUCAAGAAUCCGGGAUUAUUGAAAAAUCCAGUCCUUCCAAAGGUCCUUGCUGCGUCUAAGAAGGUUAUCCCAUUGUUAGUGCUUGGCCUAUUACGAGUCCUGGCGGUCAAGGGAACGGAGUACCCAGAGCACGUAACAGAGUAUGGGGUGCACUGGAAUUUCUUCAUUACUCUUGCCUUGCUCCCUCCGUUAUCUGUCAUGUUUCACCCCCUCAUCGUAUACGCACCUCUAUCACUUUUAGGACUGGUUCUCACAUUGGUCCACCAGACUCUCCUUACCAAUACUUCUCUCCAAGACUGGGCGCUCGGAAAUAACCGGACCAACUUGUUUGACCAGAACAAGGAGGGAAUCGUAAGCUUUGUAGGCUACUUGUCUAUUCAUCUGCUCGGAAUGGCCAUCGGAACACUCAUUCUCCCCCCAUCGCCAACCCAUUUCCGACGUGCGGUAUCAGACAUCGCCUCCAAAGACAAUUCGGCUGCUCCUUCCCGAACUCCAUCUCGCGCGCCAUCCCCCAUUCGUCCACAAGUCGAUCGUGACCUACACAUGGGUCGGAGACCUGCAACACCAGAUUCAUCGGAUGACGACGAACCCCGAAAGAAGCCCACCCUGACGCUCCAUUACACCACCGAAGAUCAACCUCGUAAACGUGGCAAGGCAGCAGUGGAACUCUGCAGCUAUGCCAUUGUAUGGUGGACACUGUUCUACUUGGCUGGUGCGCUAAGUGGCAGCGGAGCUCAAGGCGUGUCACGAAGACUGGCGAAUACGAUGUAUGUGCUAUGGGUGACGGCGUUCAACACCACAUUUCUGGUUGGGUAUGUCUUGUUAGAGGGCAUAUGGGGAGGCUCGCCACGGAGCCAACCGGCGGCAUCGGAUCGGCUGCGAGGCUCGAGCCCUAAGGGGUUUGCUCCAAGUUUCAAGUUGCCUGGCGGAUCUGAUUCAAUUCGGAACGGUCCAAACGAUAGUGGCACCUCUGGGCUCCUGGAAGCCGUUAAUUUGAAUGGGUUGGCACUUUUUCUAGUGGCAAAUAUUGCGACCGGGCUGGUGAACAUGACGAUUCGGACAAUGUACGUCCCCGACGGCCAAGCUAUGCUCGUCCUCUUUGGGUAUACGUUCGCGUUCUCUCUUUGUGCCUGGGCAUUCCGGGGACGACGCAUAUUAUCCAUGAUAUAA